This is a messenger RNA of Dreissena polymorpha, 463 nucleotides long. Its product is annotated as cysteine-rich DPF motif domain-containing protein 1-like. The transcript has 4 exons. The record is from RefSeq and is a predicted model, not a curated record. Lineage: Eukaryota; Metazoa; Mollusca; Bivalvia; Myida; Dreissenidae. The coding region runs from base 17 to 397 and encodes 126 amino acids.
ACUAAGGAUUACACUUAUGGAGCUGACCAAAAUGCAAAACAACAACAACAACAUGGAAACUGAUUCAGAAAAGCCAGACGUUAUCAAAGAAUUUCUGUGCUCUAAUUGUGGACUGAAAGUAAAAUACGACUAUUUUGGAACAAAGCCACCUUUUGCCAAGUCACUUUUGUUAAUGGAAGACACCUUUGUUAUGAAAGACCCAUUUUCAUCAGAAGUAGGGAUUAUCACUCUUGGAUCCCAUUGUUCAUUAUGUCAGAAGUCAGUGUGUGCAUCUCAGGAUUGCAGUAUAUUCUACACAAAAAGAUUCUGUAUGAAGUGUGUUCAUGACAACAUAGAAGAAUUUCCCAAUGAAAUAUAUCAGGAACUCAAGAAUCGCAAGUUAAAGGGCAAAACCUAGCAUGGCCAGCUUAUCUGAUAACAUGUACUUUGUUGGAUUUGAUAUCCAUUUAAAAAAUAAACAUAU